This is a messenger RNA of Oryzias latipes (Japanese medaka), 2694 nucleotides long. RefSeq names its product topoisomerase I binding, arginine/serine-rich a (gene toporsa). The record is from RefSeq and is a predicted model, not a curated record. Gene Ontology annotation, molecular function: ubiquitin protein ligase activity. Gene Ontology annotation, biological process: protein polyubiquitination; protein monoubiquitination. NCBI's taxonomy places the organism in Eukaryota, Metazoa, Chordata, Actinopteri, Beloniformes, Adrianichthyidae.
ACCGACUAUUAAUAGCUUCCGUAAUGAAGUCUGAGGAAGGAAGGGUUAAUACGACCGUUUACUUUUUAUUUUUUUUUAAAUUGACUGUGUUUCUACCAGACUAGAGGUUUAACCCAUAUCCUGUGGCACACGGCUUCAACGAAGUCGAAGAUCAUGUCGGCUGUCAAGGUCGCCCUGCAGCACGCUCAGAAAAACGGCAGGAGAAAAACCUCUGAAGCGAUGUCUGUGGAAGUGUCUCCCGACUCCAAGUGUCCCAUCUGUUUGGACGGUUUUCACAACGUUUCUUACUUGGAUCGUUGCCUGCACAAGUUCUGCUUUCGCUGCAUUCUUGAGUGGUCCAAGAACAAAGCCGAGUGUCCACUCUGCAAACAGCCGUUCAAUACAAUCUAUCACAGUAUAAAAUCCGAGCAAGACUUUCAAAAGUAUGAACUGAAGCAGCAAGUGGAGAACUCCUCUUUUGGGUAUUUCGAGGGAGUGAGGUUCAGGUACCGCACCACUCUUACCGGUGUCCAUCGGCAGAUGCGAGGAAGAACCUCUCCGCCUCCGGAUAACGGGGUGAUGUUUGAAGCUUCGGCGCAUCCUCCCUUUCAGCGGCAAGAUCGCUACAUUCGGCGCAUGAUGGCGCGGUUGGCAGCCAGAAGGAGAGCCGAGAGCGAAGGCAGGACGGUGAACAAUGUCAGAGAGCAAGAGAUGGUAAAUUUCCGAAGGGAGCUGUACAGACAGGGUGUCAGGGUUCGCAACGUUCGAGACGGCGGCCGCUCUCGGGACACCUCCGCCGAGUUCUACCGCAGAAACCCCGCCUGCCUGCAUAGAUUGGUGCCCUGGUUAAAAAGAGAACUCACCGUGCUGUAUGGAGCUCAUGGCUCUUUGGUCAACAUAGUUCAACAUAUCAUCAUGUCACGCAUCACACGCUACGAUAUGGAAGACGGCGCGAUUCAGGAAGAGCUGAGGCCGUUCCUCCAGGCUCGAACCGAGCACUUCCUGCACGAAUUCAUCAGUUUCGCCAAGUCCCCCUUCAACAUGGAGGGGUACGACCAGCACGCAGUUUAUGACUGUCCGGCCCCCUCCUCCAACGAAGACAGCAACUCCAACUCGUCCGUUAUUGCCAUCUCAGAAGAAGAGGAGAACCUUGUAGAGAUAGAACAACCAGGAGGAUCUACUUCUUCUCUGAGUCAGUCUGUGUGGGAUGAUGAGACUCCUGGUCCAUCGUAUUCAACAACAGCAGAUCCAGGAAGGAUAAGUCAUCUGUCGGUCCAUGACUCGGACUCUGAAAGCAGUUCAGACGGGGGCGUUCAAGAGUUUAGGGCUCCUCAACAGCGAGUGAGUCCAAGAAACCAAAUAGACAUGACUCAGGAGAACUGUAAUGAUGAAGAUUGUCUGUCUUCUGACAGUGAUGACUGUGUUAUCAUAGGAUUUGUUAAGCCAACAAAAGAAAGGACUCCCGAGCUGGUUCAGCUGUCCUCUGAUUCUGAUGAGUCUUUCGGUGAAGACGCCAAAGCUGCGGCUCUCCAACCUAAACACAUUCGUUUCCCCAGUUGUAGUCCAGCAGCUUCACUGAGGAGUGAAUGCAGCGGCUCCAGACGAACAGAAAACCAGAGAAACUAUCAAUAUCCCAAGUCAAACGAGGAGUGCGGCUCAUCGAAAUCAAGCAGAUGUAAAACAUCCAAAGAGUCUCACAAUAAAGAGACAGACCGAAGACACUGCAGUGAGAAGCAGCCAAGGGAAAGGUACAGGUCAAAGGAUAAAGAGCACAGAAGGCAGAGACGGUCAAAAAGCGGAGAGCAUAGACAAUCAAGCAGAAGUCCAGACGCCUCACAGAGUCAGUCCAUCGACGGGAGUUACUCUUACAUUAGCAAAGACUUUUCCAAACGUGACAGGAGGUAUAAGGAUAGAGGCAGUUAUUACUACAAUCAGACAUAUAGCCAUCACAGACAUGAGACAGAUUGCACACGUAAGCAGGCCAACCAUCACAGCAGCUACAAGUACUCUGGGAAGCACGUUCGAUCUCGCUCCGGGAGCCCCAGCAGGGGGACAAGGGGACGGGACGGGACCAGGUCUCCAUCCAGGACUUCCUUCAGCAGCUGCUCCCCUUCGUCGAGAAGAAAGACAUACUGCGACAAGCCUGGCGGGAAGAGAAAAUACAAAACAAGACACUUAGAGGACCCAUCCACACAAAGGCACCACAGCCAGGAUGAAGACGAGGACUCUGUGUCAACUGCACACAAGAAAAAAGCUAAAGAGAGGCGUCAUAAAAAAUCCAAAGAAAGGCAGAGAAAGAACAGCAGCAGCUUAGAGUCAAAAGAGCAAAGAAAACACCAUAAAAAGAAGAAGAAACACAAGAAGAAAAGUAGACGGCAAAGGAGUGAUGAGCACAAAAAUACCUACUUACCCUCCGUCAUCGUCAUGGGGAGCAAAAAUGAGUCUUCAGCUAAAAACAUGCAGGUGUUAAGCACAGAUGAGGAAAAAGACACAGGUGGUUCUGCUGUCAAUCCAGUAGACUCUGACUCUAUCGAUUAACCACCUGGCAUAUUUAUAUGGUUCUAUCUAACUUCAACACAGAUGCCAGUAUCUCAAGAAAAGAGUAUUCUUUAAUGCAUAAAUAAUUCUGCCUUAAAAGCUCCUUAUCUACUGUGCUGUUGAAGUAUGGACUUUUGUAUUCAAUUUUAAGAAUAAAAUCUAGUCAUUAACAAUGGA